GGACUCGUUGUUGGUUUGUUUGUGAAUUGUGAGUUGGUAGUAAUAAGAAGAAGAAGAAGAAGAAUCAGAUAACCCCAAAGGAAGAGGUGACCGACAACACGUACGAGAGCAGAGAAGAAAUGGCUGAAGGAAGGAGUGAACAGAAGAAGAAGAAGGUGAUGGUGGCAAUAGACGAGAGCGAGUGUAGCCGCUACGCGCUCCUCUGGGCUCUCGACAACCUUCACGAAACCAUAGCCAAUUCCGAGCUUAUCCUCUUCGCUGUACAGCCCAUUGUUGACCUCAGUUUCGCUAUGGUUUCCACUCUCGGCGCUGCCCCCCAGGAUUUGAUUACAUCUAUCCAAGAAAAUCAGAAGAAGACGGCAUCAACCUUGUUGGAGAGAGCUAAGGAAAUCUGCGCCAAGCAGGGGAUAGUUGCAACGACAGUGACAGAAGUUGGGGAUCCUAAAAACGCAAUAUAUGAAACAGUGGAGAAACUCGACAUUCAAUUACUUGUAUUGGGCAGCCAUGGUCGUGGUGUUAUACAGAGGGCUUUCUUGGGAAGCGUCAGCAAUUACUGUGUUCAACAUGUCAAGUGCCCUGUUCUUGUCGUGAGAAAAACAGAUUGAAGAAUGAACUGUUACUAUGUAUCGUUGUUCUGAAGAAACGAGCAAGAAAGAUUUCUAUUGUUAUCAACUUAAUCUAUGAUAAGAAACCAAAAAUUUCUUUGAAGAUAUUCAUAUUCUGUUUUGCUUAAUGGAGAAUUAAGUCUUGUAGAAAUACAGAACUUAAAAGCUGUAAAUAGAAUAAAUGCAAUGCACUUGAUUUAGCUUC
Alnus glutinosa is the source of this 810-nucleotide messenger RNA. Its product is annotated as universal stress protein A-like protein. NCBI's taxonomy places the organism in Eukaryota, Viridiplantae, Streptophyta, Magnoliopsida, Fagales, Betulaceae. The transcript has 4 exons. Bases 120 to 605 code for a protein of 161 amino acids. The record is from RefSeq and is a predicted model, not a curated record.